Molecule: messenger RNA, 1857 nt
Organism: Purpureocillium takamizusanense
Lineage: Eukaryota; Fungi; Ascomycota; Sordariomycetes; Hypocreales; Ophiocordycipitaceae
Product: Beta-glucosidase
Exons: 3
Coding region: 295-1857 (520 amino acids)
Biological process (GO): positive regulation of DNA-templated transcription, elongation; regulation of transcription by RNA polymerase II
Cellular component (GO): nucleus; cyclin/CDK positive transcription elongation factor complex
Molecular function (GO): cyclin-dependent protein serine/threonine kinase activator activity
Source: RefSeq, a predicted model, not a curated record
AUCGGCUUCACAUUUUCCACCGACCACCAGCACGCCCGCUGCGGUACAUUGAACUGAACUGGUCCACCCCGAGCGUCGCGGUGGCCCGACGAGCCGUACAGUCGAUGCGUGGUAUCAAAUCAUAGCGCGCCUUGGCCCAACCGACCAAUUUCUACUCUGGCCCUUGCCCGGACUUUGCUGUGGCAGAGGCCUUGCUCGUCAGCCUCGUUGUCGCCCGCGAUACUACCUCCUCGUCCUUUCUCGAUGCUCCCGCUUCCGCUUCUCGCCUUCGCCCCUACCGCAUAGAACAGAGCCAUGUCGCCCUCGACUGCAGAUGCGCCGACGCCCAAUGGCGAUGCCGCCGCCGCGUCGGCGCGCGUCGGGCCCCAUCCUGGCUUCAUCUCCAGCUCCAACCAGUACAGCUCCGAGGUCAAGAUUCGGCGCAUGCUCAAGGACAACGGCUGCGACCCCGCGCGGGAGGAUAACUACCGACUGCAGGGCGUCCAGCUCAUUGACAAUGUUCGCCAGCACCUUCAGCUCCCCGUGAGGACCUUCGAUACCGCGUGCACCUACUUCCACAAGUUCCGCCUCAACUUCCGCGACGCAGAGUACAACUACCAGGACGCCGCCCUCGCCUCCCUCUUCGUCGCCUGCAAGGUCGAGGACACCAUCAAAAAGUCGCGCGACAUCCUCGCUGCUGCCUACAACGUCAAGAACCCGGACAAGACUGUCGCCCCCGAUGACAAGCUUUUCGAGUCCACCGGCAAGGUCAUCAUCGGCCUCGAGCGCCUCAUCCUCGAGACCAUUGGCUUCGACUUUCGCACCCGAUACCCGCAGAAGCUCCUCGUCAAGGUCGUCCGCCGCGUCCUCGGUCGCGGGCCCUCCUCCACCACCACCUCCUCCUCUCCCUCGUCCGCAGCGUCGCGCGACUUCUUCACCACCGCCUACGCCAUGUGCACCGACAUGUACAAGACCUUCAUCCCAAUCAAGCGCACCACCUUCACCAUGGUCAUGGCCGUCGUCGAGCUCACCGCUCGCAUGCGCGCCCACGGGGCUGCCGCCGCCGCUGUCGACGACGCCGACAAGCUCGCCCGCCAGACCGUCGUCGACCGCGUCCGCGAGUUCGCCGCCUCCCGCCCCGCCGGGCAGUACAGCCGCGACGCCGUCGCCGAGACCAUGCUCGACCUCCUCGACCUCUACGUCCAGCACCACAAGGCCACCAAGAUUGGCGCCCUCUUCGACCUCAAUACCUUCAUCGACAUCAAGAUCCGCCUCAACGGCGACCUCGACGCCGCCGCCGCCCCGCGCUACCUCUACCACUGCACAAAGUGCGAGGUCGCCGACGCCAACCCUCUCGUCCCCGUCUCUGCCAUGGCUUCGCCCACGGCCCCCAGCGCGCCUAGUGCGCCCGGCGCCAGCACCAACGGCGGCGGCGGCGGCGGCGGCGGCAAUGGCCGCAGAGCUGGCGUCUCCGUCAACGGCAGCACCGUCGGUCUGCCCCCCGUGUGGCCCCCCGACGCGGUCGUUAGGCGCACCGCGCGGGGCCAGGACGGCACCAUGCGCUUCGUCUUCGACCCCGAGGCCGCGCGCCAGGAGCAAGACACGUCGGCACGCUACUUCAACGAGGAGUUUGAGGAGCACGAGGUCGAGGUCGAGGAGCCCGUGCCGCAGCCGCCGCCGCCCCAGCACCAGCAUCCCCCCUCGGAGCCGCAGAGCGAUAGAGAGGCCGCCGCAGCGGCGGGCGGCGGGCGCGGGGGCGGUGGACCUGGUCCGUAUAGAGGGGGGUAUAGGGAUCGCGGAGGGGACUAUAGAAGAGGCCCGUAUGGAGGGUACAGAGGUGACAGGGGCGGGUAUAGGGGCAGGGGUCGCUACCACUGA